Messenger RNA from Caenorhabditis sp. 36 PRJEB53466, 2280 nucleotides. The record is from the annotation of a GenBank genome assembly. Lineage: Eukaryota; Metazoa; Nematoda; Chromadorea; Rhabditida; Rhabditidae.
AUGGGUGCCAAAGUAAAAGACUCGACGUCAGUCGAGAUGCACGACGUGAAUGAUCCUCAUCCGCGUGUGGAGGAGGACAAGCCGAGCACGUGGAAGGAUGCUAUCUUCGGAAGACGUGCCAGAAAGUACGCGUUCAUCUUCAUCGUCGCUUUCCUGGCCGUUCUCACCGUCAAAGACGUCUUCGAUCUGGUGAAUUCUUUCUUUAAUUACUUCUCAUUAUCACAUUAACCUUCGGCAGUAUCUCUCUUCCGUUCUUUCGCGAAACUCCAGUUUUCUAUUUACAGUUCGAGGAGUACUUCGAGUGGCCGAAAGAAUCUGACAUUAACAUCGUUUUCAACGAAUCCAUGACCAUGCCGAAUGUCACUUUCUGCAUGUCUCGUCAGCAAGCCUGGUCUCACUUCAAGCUGAACCUGACUGCUCCGGCCGACGAGUGGGAUGCGGUCGUGGACGAGAGCCUCGCCAACAUGACUGAUCACGACGCGUUCAUGAAGAGCCCUUGGGACUAUCGACUUGUGAUGGAAGCGUACGAUAUGAUAGCCACGUACAGUAGUUUGGAGCGAGAGACGACCGCUCACGGUUCUGCUCGUUCCAUUCACGUCUUCAAGAACGCUCCGAGGUUGGCAGCGAAGCGAAAGACGUUCAAGAAGUGGCGAGAUAUUCUUGAUUCGCGUAAAGUGACCUUCGAAGAGUUCACCCAGAAAACUGGUAUCGAGGUUCUUCGUCGUUCAAUGCAGAGAUUCAGAAGACGCACAUUCGACGAGGAUGAGACGGUCGUCAAGACGAAACUUCGAAUUUCGUGGAUAUCCCAGAUGCAAAUCUGCUACCAGCCGGAGUUCGAUGAGGAAAACUUCAAAACUAUCGAUGAUCAGGGUGUGUUCUUCGACAUGCUUCUCUCGCACAACGCGGAGAACACCGAGGACCAGAAGAUUGACUGUAUGUCGGUCGAUUUGCACGGAAGACCGUCAUCUUUGAACAGAUUUAUGGAAGGAAAGGGACGCUCUAGAGACGGAUUCAUUGAUGAGGUUAUUCAGAAAGGGAAAAACUAGAGGAAUAGUUUAUUUCAGCUUUGCUUGGGACAACGCCACGAAGUUACUGUGCACGUGACUGCACUUUAUCAGAUGUUGGAGAACGACGACGAAGGAACGAGAUGCCGAGAUGUGGAAGAAGGAGAGGAUACCGAGUUUAACUGCCGCUCCAGAUGCCGUAUGGAGAUGAUUCGUGACACUUGCCACUGUACGCCACUCUCGUUGAGUUACUUGGCCAAGAAGGAAGACUUGGACAUCUUCCCUCUUUGCGAUUACACUCAAUGCACCGUCGAGUUAGUCAUCUCAUAAUCACACUUUCAAAACAGCUCUUUUUUAGUGUUCAAAAGGGUAACUAUUCGGAUACCGAUUGUGCCAGCAAGUGCUUCCCGGACUGCCGCCAAAUCCGAUUCGAAGUGGAUCAUUCUGUCAAGGGUAGAAUGCUCCGCCCCGACCUCUCUCUUGUUGAACUGUCAUGGGGACCAUUCGAGUAUUUGACAAUGGAACAGCAAUGGAAGUAUACUACGCCCACGUUCAUUGCCGCUCUUGGAGGAUCCAUCGGAAUGUGGCUGGGACUUUCGAUUCUUUCCCUCAUCCAGGUGAGAACUAUCUUAUCCGCUCAUGUUGCAAUCUAAUGUUUCAGCUCGUAACGUAUUCAUACACCUACUUCACAAAGAAGAUCGUGAACGAAAAGAUUUUGAAAAAAGGAAACACGUUUGAUAAGAAGGUGAGUGAGUGGGCGGGGUUGGUUGAGACACACAAUCAGGAUGUUAUGAAUAUUGUAGACGGCUAAGAAAUGAGAACGAAAACGUUAAAACCCGAGUUGAAAGUGAGUUUGAUCUCGUCACUUCUUUCCUAUCCCACUCUAUCCUGUCCACAAAACACACAUUUUCUCAACUAGGUCACUUUUCUGAUUUGAACACAAACUUUGAUAACUUCCACCAUUUCUAUUCACCGCACAGGACGAGCAUGAUGACUUCACCAUCGACAACGGACAGGAAAGAAAGAAAAUGUCGUUGGCCGAGAAUCCGUUCGCCGACUUAUUCCAAGGCGGAUCACCCGAACAGCAAAAGAGGGGCUCGAAACCGAACUCGCGUCAGGCUUCACUCGAUAAGGCAAGCAUCACACGCUGAGAGACUUCACCCACCACUUUUCUUUUUCUGACCUUUCAAAAUAUGAUUCUCAACUACAAAUUGAUUAUUUUCAGGAAGGAUCCCAUCCACCGGGAUACAACACCAACCCGAAAGGCAGCCACUAA